GAAGAAAGUAGCCCACUUUUAGGGUUGCGUUUAGCAUGCUGUUGCACUGAAUGCCCAGCUAACUUGGGUGAAGCGCGACCUUUCGCGACGAUACUGACUAACCGGUGACUGCACUAGCGCUUCCGCUUUCGCUGUCUGUGAGGUGUUACUCGCGUUUCCUCCAUCGAUUCUGACUAGAACUUGGCUGCUCGUUCGCCGCCCAGUCCUUCAUUUCAGAAGGCUAUCUUGGAGUGCCUAUUUCCGCAACGGGCGUUUUUAUUUAACUUAUUAUUUUUUAUCCGACAAUAGGACUCCUUGAGUUGCGCACAGCAGAGCUCAGAAUAUAACUAACUUACAAGAGGCCUAGACUGGCGUCUUUUCCACAUCCCACUAGUGUACCAUCCACGACUCGUACAAGAGCGUUUUUUUCCCCUCGGCUCGUUGGCGGCUCCGUCAAUGGAGGGACUUCACGAUUGCGAAUGCGGUUAUUAGCACGCUAACUAGGACUCGUUCGCAGAUUAACGAUUGGGGGCGACCCGGCGGACGAAAUGGCGAAUAAUAAUUCCGGCCACCACCAGCGGUGGGUGCGGCGGCAGCUGCAGCAGCACAUGCCGCGCCUCUUUCCGCUCAUAGAGGAAGCGCUAGCCGCCUCCGCGCCCAACGCGCAGCAAUUUGUACAGGAGCCGAGCGUGGAUGUGCUUAUAACGGAUGAGAACACCGCGUAUGACGUGGAGGAUCUCGUUGCUGACCUGGCAUCACGAGGCGUGCCUGGAGCGCAGGAGGUGGAGGCAGCAGUGCAGGAGAGCGGCAUGGAGGCGGAGGCAGAAGCGGUGGUGGAUUUCUUUGAGGUGCUCAUGGGGGUGCUGGACGAGCACCUGGAGAACAGGCUUGGGAGUAAGGGGGGGCAGGACGAGGAAGGAAGUGAGGAGGAAUUUGAUGAGGAGGAAAUGAGGGAUGAGGAGUUGAGUGAGGAGGAGGGAGAAGGGGAGUUUCGUUACGAAGACGAGGAGGAACGGUCGGGAGAGGAUGAUGAUGUAUUGGAUGAUGAUAGGGAGGGGAGUGAGGAGGUUUCAGAUGAGGAGAAAAUGAGGGAUGAGGAGUUGAGUGAGGAAGGAAUGAGUGAGGAGGGAGUGAGAGAUGCGGAGGUGUUAAGUGAGGAGGAGUUGAGUGAGGAGGAGAUGAGGGAUGAGGAGGAAAUGAGUGAGGAGGGAGUGAGUGAGGAGGAAUACGGUCAUGAUAGGCAAGGGAGCGAGGAGGAGGGAAUGAAUAGAAGCGGCAGUUUUGGCGGCAGUUUUGGCGGCAGUUUUGAGGAGGAGGAGGAGGAUGACGACAGCGAUGGCCGGUCAGAGGACGAGGGGACAGCAUACGAGCAAGAGGAGUUUGCAGCAGGCAGACGGGGCGAGCAUGGGCACGGGGAUGGGGAUUCGGAGGAGGGCGCGGACUUGGAAGGGGACGGGGAUUCAGAAGGGGGCGAGCGUGGGGAUGAGGCGGAGGAACAGGGUGGGGAUGGGGAGGUGGAGGAAGAGUAUGCGAGUGUUGGGAGUCCCCGCAGCAGUGAGGGGAGUAGCCGUGACAGUGGCAGCCACAGCCGCAGUGGCAGUGGCAGGAGCAGGGGCAGCGGCAGUGGGAGUGGGAGUGAUGAUGGUGGCGGUAGUGUUGGUGGUAGUUCUCAUGGCGGUGAUCUGCAGGAAGGUGAUGCUGAUUAUAGUGAUGAUGACGAUGAUGAUGAUGAUGAUGACGAUGAUGUUCCCAUGGCUCGGCCUGGUGGCAUGGAGGGGCAAGGCGACUGGUCGCAUGGGGAGGAUGAGGAGUCACAUGGGGAUGAGGAGUCGCAUGGGGAUGAGGAGUCGCAUGGGGAUGAGGAGUCGCAUGGGGAUGAGGAGUCGCAUGGGGAUGAGCAUGAAUUGUAUGGAGACGAACAGGAAUCACAUGGGGAUGAGGAGGAGUCGCAUGGGGAGGAGCAUGAGCUGUAUGGCGAUGACCAGGGGUCGCAUGGGGAGGAUGAGGAGUCGCAUGGGGAUGAGGAGGAGUUACAUGGAGAUGAGCGCGAAUUGUACGGUGAUGACCAUGGGUCACAUGAGGAUGAUGAGUCACAUGGGGAGGAUGAUGAGUCACAUGGGGAGGAUGAUGAGUCACAUGGAGAGGAGCGUGAGCUGUAUGGGGAUGACCAUGGGUCAGAUGAGGAUGAGGAGUCGCAUGACGAUGGCUAUACCUUGCAUCAAGAUGAUUUUGCACAUGAGCAUGGGCAAGAGGAGCCGUUUGCAUCUGGCCCUGUGUCUGAGUCUGGUUCAGAGUCUGUCUCUGCAUCGGAUGUAGAGUCGCAAGACAGGGGAUCGGAACACGAUCUGGGCUCGGAGCAAGAUGGUGAUGAGCAUGCGCUCGAGCAACCGUUUGCAUCCGGCCCUGUGUCUGGGUCUGUGUCUGGGUCUGUGUCUGGGUCAGAUAUGGAGUCACACGACAGGGGAUCGGAACAUGGCAUGGGCUCGGAGCAAGAUAUGGGAUUAGAGGAAGGGAUGGGUUCGGCGGAUGAAGAGAUGAGAUCGGAACAAGACAUGGGAUCGGAGCGCGAAAUGGGGUUGGAGCAGGAUACAGGGUCAGAGCAAGAAAUGGGGUCAGAGAGCGAUAGGGGGUCGGAAGAGGAUGCAGGAUCGGAAGAGGAUACGGGUUCGGAACAAGACGUGGGGUCAGAGCACGAUGUCGGAUCGGAACAAGGUAUGGGUUCGGAACAAGAUAGGGGGUCGGAGGAUGAUGCAGGAUCGGACGAGGACACACAAUCGGAGCAAGAAACAGGGUCAGAGCACGACAUGGGAUCAGGGCACGACAUGGGGUCAGAGCAUGACAUGGGGUCAGAGCAUGACAUGGGGUCAGAGCAUGACAUGGGGUCAGAGCAUGAUUCAGGAUCGGAACAAGACAUGUUUCCGGAGCAGGACUUGGGUUCGGAGCAGAAUGGCGGUUCGGAGCGGGAUGGUGGCUCGGACGAAGACUUAGGUUCAGAGCGGGAAUUGGGGUCGGAGCAAGAGUCGGAUGACGAGGUGGUGGUGGCAGCAGCACUGAGGGCAGACAGGGAACAUGCUGCUGGGAUGGACGUGGGGGAAGAGGAGGACGAGGAGGAAGAGGACUUAGAGUCAGACGUAGAACUGGAUCCUGAGCAAGAAUCAGGGUCCGAGCAAGAGUCGGAUGAUGAUGAUGUGAUGGUGGCAGCAGCAGUGAGGGCAGACAGCCAUGGCUAUGCGGAUGGGAUGGACGAGGAGGAAAAGGACUUAGCGUCAGGGCGAGGUUUGGAUCCCGAGCAAGAAACGGGGUCGGAGCAAGAGUCGGAUGACGAGGUAGUGGUGGCAGCAGCAGUGAGGGGAGUCAGGGAUGACUAUGCUGUUGGGAUGGAAGUGGGGGAAGAGGAGGACGAGGAGGAAGAGUCCGAGCAAGAGUCAGAUGAUGAUGUAGUGGUGGUAGCAGCAGCACUGAGGGUAGACAGCCACGGCUAUGUGGAUGGGGGGAUGGAGAUGGGAGAGGAGUUGGAGGCAGAGGAGGAGGAAAGGUACUUCAGGAACGAGGGGGAAUGGCCGUUGGAGCCCGGGCGAUUUGAGCAGCCACAGCAAGAAAGGCAUAGGGCUGCCUCCCGCUCCCGCUCUCCGUCCAUCCCCACCUCUUCUGCCUCUUCCGCCUCUUCCUCCGCUUCCUCAUCUGAUGACGGCUCUGUCCCUGUGGCUUCUCAGUUCGCGCCCUCCUCUCUCCCCCCCGCCGCCAGUAAUGAGACGACUUCGCCUCAAAAGUCGUCUUUUGAGGCGCCUCAAAACUCUGCCUCCGCUUCCUCUGCUUCCUCCGCUUCCUCAUCUGACGGCGACUCUGUUCCUGUGGCUUCUCACAUUGCGUCCUCCCCUCUCCCCCCUGCCACUGCCGCCGCGCCCUCACAAGCCGUUUUUAAGUCCCCACAACGAGAGCCGGUUACUCAGUUUACGUCCUCGUUUCCCCUGGUUACUGCCGCACCCUCAUUAGAAGCCCCUUACAGAGAGGAGACAGCAGUUGGGAGCUCCCAAGGGCAGUUGGGAGAAGCAAACGGGGCUGUGGGGCAGUUGGGGGGAGAAGAGGCAGGCGAUGGGGGCGUGGAGCAGAUUAGAGACGCUGCAGGCACGGAUACUGAGGAGGAGCGGUUGAGAGAAGCGACAGGGAGUGGUGGACUUUCUGGUGCAGCAGCAGCGGCAGCAACAGCAGCAGCAGCAGCAGCAGCAGCAGAAGAAGAAGAAGAAGAAGAAGAAGAAGAAGAAGAAGAAGAAGAAGAAGAAGAAGAAGAAGAAGAAGAAGAAGAAGAAGAAGAAGCAACAGCAGCAGUGGCGCGGAGUGAUGUUGAUGACGAUGAUGAUGAUAAUGAUGAUGAUAAUGAUAAUGAUAAUGAUGUGGUAGUGGCAGCAGCAGCAGUGGAGAAAGCAAGUAGUGGAGAGUCAGGAGAGGAAGAGGAGGGGAGGAAGGGGUCAGAGGGGUCUGGAGGACACGAGUCGCAUGAUGAUGAGGUGUCAGAGCAGGACGGGUCAGAAGACGAGGGAGGAUCGCAGCAUGAAGGAUCGAAAGAUGGGUCAGACGACGAGGAUGAUGAAGAUGUGAGACACAUGGUGGGGGAAGAGAAGCGAGGAGAGGAGUGGGAUGGGGAAGACUUGGGUAGUGAUGAUGGAAGGGAGGUUGCGAGAGGCAGAGAAGAAGGGGUUUAUGGAGAUGAGGAUGGGCGCUCGGAUAGAGCGAAGGGUUUGGAGUAUGAGAGGGAUGAGGUGGGGAGUGAGGAAGACGAGGAGUAUGAGAACAGGGAAGAGGAGAGGAGGGAGGAGGAGAGCAGGGAGGAUGAGGAAGAGGAGGAGGAAGAGGAGGAGGAAGAGGAGAAAGAGGAGGAAGAGGAAGACGUACCAGUGCUUCUGUCUGCUGGAGGAGAGAGUGUGGAUGGAGAAGAGGAUAUGUAUGGAGAUGACAAGGAAGGGCUGUUGAGAGAUGAAACGGGGCAUGUGGGAGAUGAAACGGGCGAGUUUGGGGAUGAAACGGGUGAGUUUGGGGAUGAAACGAGGGAGUUUGGGGAUGAAACGAGGGAGUUUGGGGAAGAAACGGGGGAGUUUGGAGAUGAAACGAGGGAGUCUGGAGAUGAAACGGGGGAGUUUGGAGAUGAAACGAGGGAGUCUGGAGAUGAAACGGGGAAGUUUGGAGAUGAAACGAGGGAGUCUGGAGAUGAAACGGGGGAGUUUGGAGAUGAAACGAGGGAGUCUGGAGAUGAAACGGGGGAGUUUGGAGAUGAAACGAGGGAGUCUGAAGAUGAAAGGAGUGAGCUGGGAGAUGAAAGGAGGGCGUUUGGAGAUGAAACGAGGGAGUUUCGGGAUGAAACCGGGGAGUUUGGAGAUGAAACGAGGGAGUCUGGAGAUGAAACGCAGGAGUUCGGAGAUGAAACGAGGGAGUUUGGAGAUGAAACGGGGGAGUUUGGAGAUGAAACGAGGGAGUCUAGAGAUGAAAGGAGUGAGCUGGGAGAUGAAAGGAGGGAGUUUGGAGAUGAAAUGAGGGAGUUUCGGGAUGAAACUGGGGAGCUUGGAGAUGAAUCGAAGGAGUUUGGAGAUGAAACGAGGGAGUUUGGAGAUGAAACGGGGGAGUUUGGAGAUGAAACGAGGGAGUCUGGAGAUGAAAGGAGUGAGCUGGGAGAUGAAAUGAGGGAGUUUCGGGAUGAAACUGGGGAGCUUGGAGAUGAAUCGAAGGAGUUUGGAGAUGAAACGAGGGAGUUUGGAGAUGAAACGAGGGAGUUUAGAGAUGAAAGGAGUGAACUGGGAGAUGAGAGGAGGGCGUUUGGAGAUGAAACGAGGGAGUUUCGGGAUGAAACCGGGGAGUUUGGAGAUGAAAGGGGGCUUGAUGGGGGUGAAGCUGGCUACGUGAAAAGCACAGGGGAGCAGUCAGGAGAGGCAGUGGAGCGGUUUGGAGAUGAAACGAGUCAGUCAGGAGAUGAAACGAGUCAGUUAGGAGAUGAAACGAGUCAGUUAGGAGAUGAAACGGGUGAGUUCGGAGAUGAAACGGGUGAGUUCGGAGAAACAGGGGAGUUAGGAGGAACAAGGGAAUACAGAGAGGAGCAAUUGGGAGAGGGUGAGAGAGAUGAGGGGAGUGGGAGUGAGGGAGAAAGGAGCGAGGAGGGGCAUUGGGCGGAAGGGGAUGAUGGUGUGGAUGGGGAGGAGGGUGGGUCUAGUGGGAGUGAGGGUGGUGUGGUGGCAGCUUUGAUGGUUGAGGAAGAUGAGGAGGGGGAGGAGGAGGAUGAGGAGGAUGAGGAGGAUGUUGAUCAGGAGGGGAAGAGGGAGGAUGAGAUGGAGCGGGAGGAGAGUGGAGGAGAAGAGACGGGAGGAGGGAGUACGAUGGGAGGAUGGGUGGAGAGUGCGGAGGGAGAGAGGGAUGGGGCGAGAGAAGCGGAGGACGAGUGGAUUGAGCAGAAUGGUGUGGGAUUAAAGGAGGGCGUGAUGGCAGGUGACGAGAUGGAGGACAGUGAGGAAGGGGGUAGUGAGGUGGAGGGUAGCGGAAUGGAAGGGGAGUUCUUGUCUGUGAGUCAACAUGGAAUGCACAUGAUGCAGGGGAUGCACGGGAUGCACAGCAUGCACAGCAUGCACGGGAUGCAUGGGAUGCAGGGGAUUGAAGACAGAGGCUUGGAGAAUGGCCCGGCCUCGCAGGUCGCCCUAGGCUUGGAACCCCAUGGAGGUUCGGAGGAUGACUCGGACCAAGCCUCGGAUAUGGGUAAGGGGAAUGGAGCAGCAGGGUGGGAUGAGGAUGAGGAUGGGGAUGACGUGGCAGAGGCUGAGGCGGUAGGGUCUGAUGUGGAGGGGCGAUCGGACGGCCAAUCAGAGGUUGCCAACGAGGCAUCUGGGAGGGAGGUUAAGCAGUGGGAAGGGAGUCAUGCUUCUGCUGGUGACUGGGAUCGUGGGGCGCCUGGCGAAACAGCAGGUGAAAUAGCAGGUGAGAUGUCAGGUGAGCUGUCAGGUGAGAUGUCAGGUGAAUUUGGGGGUUCAUGUGAAAACGGCGUUUCAGGAGGCCACAGAGCUUCAGGUGGUUAUGGAAUGUCAGGCGAGCCACUACCUGCAGCAUGUGGUGCUACAGCAGGGGAGAAGCCGCGUAUGCAGAAUCAUGACAUGCCGAAUCACAUGCCAAAUGUUUUUGGUACCAUGCCAGAUGGCACGCCACAUGACAUGCCGCAUGACAUGCGGGUGCAGGAUGCCAUGCACAAUGACAUGGAUGAUAAGGGCAUGGAUACUCUUAACAUCGAUCGGGUAGAUGAUGGCGUGGAUGCCGCCCCCAUUGCGGUUGCUCCUGGAAAGGCACUGCUGCAGUCACACCAUGCUCUACCCCCUUCGGACAGCGAGUCUGAGGGGUCUGGAGAGAUGCCAGUAGCAGCAGCAGCCAUAGGGCCAGAGGCGGCUGCAGGAGGGCAACACACUGUGCCGGCAGCAGCAGAACCUGAAGCAGCACCAGCAGCAGCAGCAAAACCAGAAGCAGCAGCACUGGUGGCAGCAGGAGUGGGAGGAGUGGGAGGGGCGGUGGCAAUAGCAGAACCAUCAGCAGCAGCACUGGUAGCAGCAGCAGUAGCAGACGGCAAGAAGAAGCAUCAGGAGGGCGGGGGGUGGGUGUCGUGGAUGGGAGGGGCUGUGGCGAGUCUUCUCAGCCCCCACAUACGUAAACCGUCUGCUGACGUCACCACGGCUGCUCAUGCCAUAGCACCGCAAGUAACCCCUCAGGCUACACCGGAAGUUACCAAAUCCGAUGUUACAAAACUCGAUGUGCCAAAACCCGACGUUACAAAACCCGAUGUUACCAACGGCGGUGUUACCGCUGUUCAAGAUAGAGGUGCUGAGUCUGCUGCAAGUAAUGAUGAUGCCUGGCUGCACGAGGCACCUCCUGCCAUGGCCUCAGAUACAUCACUAUCCACCACAUCCCCCGCUCAAGUGCUGCACACCCUCUCGACGCAACUCGUCCCUGCCAAACCUGGCGUUGCCGAACCUGCCUCUGCCGAACCUGUCUCUGCCAAGCCUUUGUUGUAUGAGUCUGCUGGAGAGGGGGCAGAGGGCGCAGAGGGAAUGGUACUGUUUCAGGUGGCUGGGAAAGCACCUGCGUCAGUUGGUGUGCAGUCUGGUGGCCUCCUGCCAGGUGAAUCGCCAGGUGGUGUAUUCGAAAUCAAGAUGCCGAAUGGGUAUGCGAAGAUGGGGGCGCCGGAGGGAAGUGCGGAGAGUGGAAGAAGCGAGAAUCUGGACGAAGGGGAGGAUCAAGAGUCCGAUUUGAUGAGUGGCCAUGGUGACAACGUGGGCUCGUUUGAGCUCAAGUCGGAUGAGCAUAGGGAGGCGGCUGACGGCACGGAUAUGGGCAUGGGGGAAGAGCAGGAGGAGGAGGAGGAGGAGGAGGAGGAGGAGGAGGAAGAGCAGGAGGAAGCGGAGCAGGAGGAGGAAGAUGCACCUUGCGCAAACUCCCUCUCUCAACCCUCCCACCCCUCCCACUUUCGCGCGGCUCCGUUACCCCCCUCUUUCCCGCCUGCCCUUGCCUCCCGCCUCCAGUCCUCCUCCUCCCCCUAUGUACGUGUGACCUCAUGGCAUGCGGAUGAUCCCCGCUCCUUGCCCCCAACCAUGGGCGGCACGGGGGGCAUGGGGGAAGAUGCAGGAGGGGUGGGGGGAGGGGCAGGAAGAAUGGGGGAAAUGGUGCAAAAUGGGGCGAUGGCUCAUGGCAAGGCACUUAGAAGUUUCAGCAACAGGGACUAUAACGGGGGGUUACAACAGGGCAAAGCACUUAGGAGCUUUAGCAACAGGGACUAUAACGGAGGGUUGCAGCAAGGGCAAGCACUUCGGAGCUUUAGCAACAGGGACUAUAAUGGGGGGUUGCAGCAAGGGCAAGCCCUUCGAAGUCUGAGCAACAGGGACUAUAACGGGGGGAUGCAGCAGGGGAAGGCACUUCGGAGUUUCAGCAACAGGGAUUACAACGGGGGUAGGAGAAACGGGGGAGAGGAAGAUGAGAGUGUGAGGGUAGUAAAGCAAGGGCUGGGAGGCAAGCUAUGGUCUGAUGAUGAGGAGGAGGAGGAAGAAGAAGAGGAGGAAGAGGAGAAGGGGGAGGAGGGAGGAUUUGAAGGUCACGGGAACUUGUUGCAUGCGAGAGGUGCACAUAUGGUAACCCUUGAAGGUCUUUUGAUGCUAAGGGCUCCGGCCCCUGCGCCUAGCGAUGCAGCAGCAGCUACUUCAGGUGGUGCAAUGGUCGCAGAUGACGUGUACAACAUGGGAGACGCUUAUAACGCGGAUGGGGCUUAUGUGGAUGGUCCGCCCAUGCAUGAGUUACCCAAGGAGGUGUUUUUGGACGGUCAGGUGCCGUGGAAACCACAGUCUACGUCAGAGGAGAGCGAGAGUGAGAGUGGGGUCAUGGACGCCUUUCCUGUCACUGCUGCUUCGACUGCUGCUGCUGCUGCCGCCGCUGCUGCUGCGGUUGGUUUUACUGGAGCUGCUUCAUCCACUGCUGCUGCUGCUGCAGGUGGGUUACCAAUCAGGGGGCAGGCGGAGAGAGAUGAUGACUCUCCAGAGGACGAGGCAGAGAGGCGGAGGAGAGAGCGGGAGCAGAAGCGGGAGCGGAAGGAGAGGCGGGAGAGGCGGGAGAGGCGGCGGCAGUCGACUCUAUCUGCUUUAAGUGGGCAUGAGAGUGAUGCAUCGGCCAUGGAGUGGAAGCAGGAGGAGGAGGAGCAGAGGGAAAAGGGGCAACCGGGGGUGCUGGUGCUAGGGCAGCAGGUGGUGCUGCUGAGGGGCACAGGAGCAGGGGAGGAUGCUUUCACGUCUGACGCUGGUCCAGAGGAAAUGGGAGGGCCGGGGAUGGGGUCUGGUGUUUUGGUGAUUGAAGCACGUGCUCUGGGUAAAAAGAAAGGGGACGAGGGGAGUAGGAAGAAGGAAGGGAGGAGUGGGAAGAAGACUGAGGAGGAGAGUGGGAAGAGUAAAGGAAAGAGCCGAGGGGAGGAGAAAGAGCGGACGAGUGUGCGUAAGAAGAAAGCGGAGGGGGAGGGGGGAGGGGUCGGGGUCGGGGAAGAGGGGAAGAAGAAGAAAAAGAAGAAGAAAAAGACGCGUGAGAAGGAGGCAGUAGGGGGGGAGGAAGUGAAGGAUAAGAAGAAACGAAAGAAGAAAAAGAAGAAAAAGGAAGGAGAGGAGGAAGGGGUUGAGGGCGAGAAGGAAGAUAAGAAAGUAAAGAAGAAGAAGAAGAAGAAGUCAAAAAAGAGCAGCAAAGGGGAGAAGGAAGGAGGGGAUAUUGUUGCUGAAGGUGAUAAGAAGAAGAAAAAGAAGAGCAAGGAAGGAAGGAACGAGGAGGGGGACGAAAGCAAGACUCGAAAGAAGAAGAAAGAGAAGGAUGAGAAGAAGCGAGGCAAGAGCAAAGGCAAGGAGAAGGGUGGAGAUGGGGAGAAGGGCGAGGAGGAGGGGAAGAAGAAGCGGAAGAAGAAGAAGGAACGAGAAAGGAAGAAGAGUAAAGAGGGCGUGGACGGAGUGAAGGAGGACGGAGCGGCUGACAAUGGCACUGGUGAUAGUGCAGCUCUUGAUUCGGCAGAAGGGGACGGAGAGGAGGGGCAGGGGGGGCUGAAGAAACUAGUUGAGGCCGGGAGGAAGAGAGACAAGAGAGGCAUGAGUGUGACCAUGGAUAGGGUGGCGAGAUGGGUGGAAGAGAGCAGGGCAGCGCAAAGCAGAGGAAAUGCGGACGGGGACUAUGAAAACGAGCAUGCAUAUGGCAGUGACAGUGACAAUGAUGGGGAGGAGGUGGAGGAGGAGGAUCACAUGCAGGUGCAGCAGCAGCAGCAGCAGGAGGAUGAGGAGGAAGAGGAGAGUGAUUCUAGAGAGGGGUGGAACAGAAUGGAAGGAGAGGCGGAGGAUGGGGAGGGGGAGGAGGAGGAAAUGGAGGAGGAUGAUGGCAUGGGAGAGAGUGAGAUGGGUGGUGAAAUGGAAGGGGAGGAGGAAGAAGAGGAGAUGAGAGAGCAGGAGAUGCGAGAGCGGGCGAAUAUGAGUGCUGAAGGAAGGCUCUGGGAGGAGGCAAUCAAGGAAGGAGAGGAGGAAGAGGAGGAGGAAGAGGAGGAGGAAGAGGAAGAGGGUGUAGAGGUUAUGGGGAGAGAGGAGGACGAGUGGGAAGAGGAUGGAAGGGAGGAACAGGAGGAGGAUGAAGGGAGGCGUGGAGGGGAUGUAUGGGAGGAGGGAGAGAGUGAGGAGGAGGCGGAGGAGGAAGAAGAGGAGGAGGAAGAGGAGGAAGAGGAGGAAGAGGAGGAAGAGGAGGACGUUAGCUUAGGUGAUGGUGAUGGUAACGAGGAGAGUGGCUUUGUUCCCCUGGCUAUGGCGAUGCCAAGUAUGGACCUGGACGGCUUACCGUACGUGCAUGAGGACGAGCAUGAGGAUACUGAGGAGGAAGAGGAGGAGGAGGAGGAGGGGGAGGAGGGGAAUAGCGUGGAGGGAAGUGAGGAGAACGAGGAUCCGUUUCAUCGCCAUCAUACCCAGUACCAGCAGCACAGCCAACACCAGCAGCACCAGCAGCACCAGCAGCACCAGCAGCAUCAGCUGCACCCGCUGCAACCGCUGCAUGCGCACCAUCCGAAGCAGCCGUCCAUGGUUCCCACCAAUGCUGCGAUGGCUGGGAGCGGGAGCGAGUGCAGCGAGGGUGGGCGAGAGGAGAGCUUUCACGAGGAGGAGGAGGAAGAAAGUCAAGCAGAUGGGCACAGUCAAGAGGAGGAGGAGGAGAGUGGAGAGAUGGAGGAGAGCCGAGAAGUGGAGAUCGAGCAACGGGAGGAGGAUCGUAGUGAGGAAGGGAACCUGCAAGAGCAGGGCGAUCACAGUGAGCAGGGCGAGAGCUCGUACGAGCAUGACGAGGAUCAGUAUGAGGAAGAGGAGGAGGGGGAGAGGAGCGAAGGCAGUGAGGGCAGGGAGCAAGAGAGUCAGGAGUAUGGCCGCAAGGAGGAGGGAUAUGGGCUCAGCCAGGAGCAGUAUGGGCAGAGCCAGGAAUACACUCAGAGCGGGGAUUACAACCGGAGUGAGGAGUACAAUCAUAAUCACGUGCAGCAGCACAGCCACAGCCACAGCCACAGCCAAGCGAGCAGUGGCUCUGACAAUGUGCCCUUGGCGCUUCCCCCUGACAUCCCUGCUCCCUCCCAUGCUGUCUCCCAUGCUCCCUCCCAUGCACCACCGUCCCCAUUCCCGGACACUCCCACGUCCAUUGACUCGUCCUCUAUUGCCCUCGCCAUGCCAGCCAAACCCGUGCCCCCCAACCGCCCUCCCCUCUGCACUAAUAACAGCAACGGCAGCAACGAAUCACUUGACCUUGCUGCUGCUGCAUCAGGUGCCGCAGCUGUUACAGCUGCUACAGCCGGUGGUGGUGGUGUUAUGGCAGUCUCUGUGUUGCCAGGUGGCAAGCUGCCGCCGCGCCAGGUGUCCAUGGUGGCAUCGGAGAGUGAGGGUGAUAUGAGUGCAGCAACGUCGUCUGAUGGUGACGUGGUGAUGGCAGCACCUAUGGCUACGAUGGAGGUUGUGGAAGGAGACGAGGAGGAUGAGGAGGAGGAGGAGGAGGAAGAUGAAGAUGAAGAGAUUGAUGAUGAUGGUAGUGACUUUGACAUGCGUUCCCACAGUGAGUCGGAAGUUGGUGCGGGACUGGCCACUGAUUCAGGCGCGUACAUGAAUGCGCAGCAGCAGGGUGGGCGCAGGAGCGAGGAGGACGAGAGGAGCGAUGCAGAGAGUGAUGCAGGAGAGGGAAGAGAAGGAGAGGAGGAGAGUGAGGAGGGAGAGGACAGGGAGAGUGAAUCUGCGGUGCUUCUGUCUCCUGCCACCACCGCCACAACCGCUACUAUGGCCACUGCUCUCUCCCCUAACGCCUCUGUCGCAUCCUUUGCUGCUGCGUCGUCAAUCAUGGGAGGGGCUGGUGGCAGGGGUAGUUUUGAUGCUGGUAGGGGUGCCAAUGAGGCUGCCAGAAGAGGGGUUCAGGGGAGGGGGGUGGGAGGGGGAGGGCCUGAGGGCAUGAUGAGGGGAUUGGCGGUUCGUCCCAGCUCUAAAGUGGCUGUGCAGCCAAUCAGAGAGGCGCAAUGGGAGGAGGAUGAGGAGGAAGAGGAAGAAGAGGAAGAGGAGGAGGAGGAGGAGGAGAGUGGAGAUGAUGAGUGUGCACCUGUUGCUGCUCUGGUGGAGGGUGGCACGACUGGCAAUGGAAGCAGGAUUGCGAGCAGGAGUGGAAGCAGGAACGGGAGCAGGAGUGGCAGCAGGAAUGGCAGCCGGAACGCCAGUCAUCAUCCCGCGGGUUUUAGAGACGGAUGGGGAGGGGAUUCGCUCGAUGGGAGCAUGGAGGAUGAAGAGGAGGACGAGGACGAGGACGAGGAAAGUGAUGAGGAUGCAGUGAGAGGCAAGUAUGCAAGAAAGGCAACGAGGGAGUAUGAAGCUCCUUUGGCCAUGCCUGUCACAGGAGGAGCAGGAGAGAAGGCCGCCAGGUCGAACCACCGGGCUGGCGGUGGUGGUGGUGGGGAUGGCGACAGCAGUGCAGCGGGAGGGGAUUUCAUGAGUGAAGCCGAUUCGGAGUUCGGGGUCCCGAUAGCCAUGCCUCUGGACGCAGAGGAGAAACGGAGAAUCAUCCGAGCAGCCUUACCCGUGCAUAGUGAGGAUGAGAGUGACUCAGAGGGGGAUGGGAGGGGGCGUGGGGGGGAGGGGGAUGACGAUAGCGAGGAGAAUGAUUACCAUGAGAGUGGGGACGAGGGGAUUGCGACGGGUGAUUUCACGAGUGAGUUUGCUCCUCCCAUAGCCAUGCCUCUGAUUCACGGCACUGCUGUCGGUGACGAUGAUGAUGACGGUGCGUACACAGAGGGAGACAGCGAGGAGGGUUCGGACAGCAAUUUCAGCAGCCAGGAAUUGGAAGACGAGGAGGACGAGGAGCAGGAGGAGGAGGAGGUGGGAGGAAGAGGAGUGAGAGCAGGCGGGAAAGGGAGAAGAAAGCCCCGCAGCAGGAAUAGCAGCCGGCGGCACUGCGAUUCCCUCAGCGAUGCAAAUAGUGAGCUGGGUGCGCCUAUAGCCAUGCCUGUUGCGUCUGACUACGAGAGCAGUCAGGGCGAGUGGGAUCAAGGGGACCUUAGCCGGAGACACAGCCAGAAUAGUACAGGGCUGGCGCAGCAUCCGUCUUCCUCCUCCCGCAUCCCUGUCGGCGGCAGCAGCAGGAAAACCGCCGGCUUGCCGCCUGCAGUCCCCCGGCCAAAAGGCACGGGGGGAGGAGGAGGAGCAGGGGGAGACGGGAGCCAGCUGCGGGCGCAGAAAGCCUUGCUGGAUGCUCAGAACCCGUUCCGAGGAGGGGGCGGGCCGCCAUCAGUUGCCUCGUCGCAGGAUUACACAGUGGUGCAUGGGAGCGGGAGGAGAGCGGUGGUGCCGCUGCGGUCGGCAACAGGGUCUGGGAGGAGUGCAAGUGGGCGGCAGUCUGAGGAUGAGGGGUCCAUGCAUGGAGGGAUGCUGUCAUCGCGGCAUGCCGGGCCUGCUAGAACCUCCAGCAUGCAAUCCGACAGCUCUCCUUCGCUCGACCACAACAACACGCAGCGAUCCAACCACUCGUCCGGACGAGGGGGCGCACGAGCAGACAGCAUCGACGGGGACGGGAAGAGGAGGAGAAGUGGGAGGGCGGCCAGUGGGGACAGCUGGGCAGAGCAGAAAGGCAGGGAGGGAGGAAGAGGCGCCAAGGGGGCGGAGGGGGGGGAGGAGGAUGAGGAGGAUUAUUCCGGGAAGGAUUUGGAGGAGCCAAAUGAGAAGCUGUGGGAGGAGGAUGGGGGACUGCGGCGGAUAGAGAUGGACGAAUCGAAGCGGCUCAGGGCUGUUUCUGCUGGCUCGUGCUUCCUGCAGUGCAUGUUCAAGCGGCCUGCCACCAAGGACUGAGAAAGGCCGAGGGGAGCGUGAGCCGGGUCCUUCGUCGACUUACCGUAAAAUUCACCCUAACAGGUCUGCGUCCUGCAGUGCAUGUUCAAGCGGCAUGCCACCAAUAACUGAGAACGUUGUUGGCAUAAAGGCCAUGACCGAUUUUCAGUCGGCUCAAAAGCCAAUCUUACGGUAGGUCGACUGAACAGCCACCCUAACAGAUGUACUUCCUGCGUGUUGGAAAUACCUUGAAGGACUUAAGCGUUUCUGAAGUGUAACACUACACUCGAGGAAGAUUGCAACGGGUACGCGAGUCAACGGAGGUUACACGGGGGGUUGGACAAAGAACGCAAAGGGACUCGAAGGGUCGCAACUGGAGGUUGCGACUGACCGUUACAACUGCACGAAUGGUAACCGAAGCGACAAUCGAGUCGCUGUGCGACUCGAUAACCGCUCCUGCAACUGUAUUCU
Messenger RNA from Closterium sp. NIES-67, 15296 nucleotides. The record is from the annotation of a GenBank genome assembly. NCBI's taxonomy places the organism in Eukaryota, Viridiplantae, Streptophyta, Zygnematophyceae, Desmidiales, Closteriaceae.